AAAAACAAUAUGACAAGUAUUGAAUACUUUUUAAAAGCAAUUGCAAAUUUAAUUUUUAAUAUUAAGCACGGGCCAAACGGGUAAUUUGUUAAUUUGUUAACGAUAUGAUAAUUUGUUAACAAUCGGUGUUUGGGGAAAUUAACCCCGGUUAGGAAUGUCGAAAAAAGCAGAAGUUGCGGCCUAUUUUGGAGUGCCAUGGCCAACACUUAAUGACGGAUUAACCUACCAUGAUAUUGUCCGACCCACCGAUGCUGGUCUUACACUGAUAAAAUUCUACUUUAGAAAGUACAAAAAUUCAGCUCCUUUACUAGGUUGGUUGCAGAGAAUUCAAAAUAAGCAGAUAACAGUUGAUGGUAAAGUUGUUACCUUACCAGAUACUGAACUCAGGGCAGGUGCUGAAUUAGUAUACCAUCGCCUUCCUUGGAGAGAACCUGAUGCACCUUACUUGUUACAAGUACUAUUUGAAGAUGACCACUUGAUUGUCGUAAAUAAACCUUCCGGUUUGCAAGUUCUUCCUGGAGGGUCGUACCAGCAGCGGACCGUCUUGACACAACUCCAGUGGCAUGCGUGCAAGCUGACAACCACUUCAUCAGGUUGUCAAAAAGCACAUCCAGUCCCAGUUCAUCGUCUAGGAAGGGGUACAUCAGGAAUACUGCUCUGUGCAAAAACAAAGCCUGGUAAAUCUCGCCUUGCAGCAUAUUUUGCUGAGGGGACGUCAGUUGUUGAAGACAAAUACACCAACUCAGAGUGCAAUACAAUGAGGAAGAUUUGCAAGAUAUAUCGAGCGCUAGUAAGUGGUGUGAUGGCUAUGGAUGAGGUUGUCAUCAAGCAACCAAUUGGUACAAUUAAAUACCCUGGAGUUGCUAAAGGGCUGUAUGUUGCUUCUCCUUCAGGGAAGCCAGCUCUGAGCAGCGUUCGCGUUCUUGAUAGAGAUUUGGAGAACAACUGCACAUUGGUUCAGGUUGAAAUUCAAUCUGGAAGGCCACACCAAAUCCGCAUCCACCUCUCUUUCAUUGGACAUCCGCUAAUUGGUGAUCCUCUUUAUGUAUCUGGCGGGCAACCAAAGUGCUUUCAUCCUGAAUUAAUGGGUGAAAGUUUUGAGAAAGAUGGCGGCUAUCAAAGACCUGAGAAUCCGGUUCCUGGGGACUGUGGAUAUAACUUGCAUGCGCAUCAAAUAGUUCUUAUUCACCCCAUCAUAAACGAGGUAGCAGCACUGACUUUGCCAAAUGGGAUCUUACUACCUUGAGUGUGAUGUUUAAGGCUGGAUGGGUCUUAACUCCACAAACCUUAAGCAUGUACUCAUCAAUUCCUUUGGUCUGACUGUGGAACUAGAUUGAUUGAAUAUUGGGUUGAAAAAGCCGGGCUUUCAAUGCUUCAGAUUUGGGCUGGGACAUCUUCAGUUUUGGCUAAUAGACAAAGAGGAUCAUCUCUGACAAUUGCAUUGUUUUUUUAAACAUUAAAACAAGGCUGCUUUCCUAGACAUCUCAAUUCAAAGUAAACUUGUUGACAGUAGCUCUUCAUCUUGCAGCUUAUCAAAAUUACAGCACCUCUUCCUGCUUUCCUUCAAACACAAGAAGAA
Messenger RNA from Lycium ferocissimum, 1579 nucleotides. RefSeq names its product RNA pseudouridine synthase 5. Gene Ontology annotation, molecular function: RNA binding; pseudouridine synthase activity. Bases 155 to 1246 code for a protein of 363 amino acids. The transcript is spliced from 14 exons. NCBI's taxonomy places the organism in Eukaryota, Viridiplantae, Streptophyta, Magnoliopsida, Solanales, Solanaceae. Gene Ontology annotation, biological process: pseudouridine synthesis. The record is from RefSeq and is a predicted model, not a curated record.